CUUCCUUAUAGGUAUACAAUAGGGAAUAGACCCUCGAUGAACCGCCAUCUUCAACGCUUUAGUAACUUUAUGAGAUUUGUUAUUCCCAAAUGAAAUCCAAAUACUCUGUUUUCUGAGAUGUUAGAGGAAGAUGAUGAAUACGAUUCGCUUGUUGUCGAGAUCCUAGACAAAGAAUCGGCAAAGAUUGAUGAGGAUUUAGAACUGCAACAGCUCAUUUCGAAUCAAGGUUUCCACGCUCACGAAUUAUGCGGAUGGACGGUGACAACUACGGACUUGAACCGAUUUAGAUGGAAUAGCAACAGGACAUCGAGGACUUCAGUAAGGGACCAAAGAGCGCCUACACUGGCUGCUAGACGAAGUUUCUCUCGACAGAGUGUCAAAAGUGAUGUCGACCUUGAAUUCCAGCACUUUCAAAACGGGAUAGCUUACAUUGAACAGUACAGGGGCGAGAAAAUGAAGCGACACGAGGCUGAAUUAAAUGAAUUUCUGACUCUUAAUACCUCUAGAAAAGGCUCAGAUACGUGUGAUAAUAGCUCAAAAAGCCAGGAGUCGAUUGUAGCACGGGAUAAACCAAACGCCAACGUUCCAGUGUACACUAGAAAACCGAGGAGAGAAAGCGCUAGUCCUCUUAUUGUCAUUACUUCUUCUCGUGCGCAAAACAGCACGAACAACUCCAAACGUUUCCAAGGAAGAAAACUUUACGCUAGACCUAUGACAUAUGUUAGAAAUUCUAGCCAAUCGACCAAAGCACAGAAUUGCAACACAGUAAGUGAAGUCACGAUGGAGUUACCAUUUGCAUCAACAUCAUCGUCAUCAUUAAGCACAUCACCACACUUUGCGUCACCUUGCUCCAUUGGGAAGGAGUCUUGGGCGGUUAUUGGAACAGAAAAACGCCCAAUUCCAACACAAAAAAGACCUAUAGACAUCACUAGAAUAAGCACCCCUAAGCCUAGAACACCAGUAAAGAACACAAGCUCAUACUCGAUUCCAUCGAGACGGCAGAGUGCUAUCCCUAUGACCAAUUCCUGGGUCAGGUCCUCAGUAUAUGAAAAUGGAAAAAAGUUUUACUCAGAUGAUAUAGCCAAAUGUAUGCCCUCAAGAAGUUUCAGUGCCCCAAACAUGGGAAAUGAGCAGUUUGAGUGGCCUUCUAAAGGGGGAAGUCAACAAAAGGUUGGCAUAAGUGAAGGAAAAUCAAGAACUUCUCAAGCUACCCAAAAUGGGACACAGACUUGCUCAAGAGCUGUAGACUACUCAUGCUAUACAGAAAUGUUUAAAAAUGUUUUGGAGUAUUAUGGGAGCAACAAGUUACGGACUAAGACAAAUAAGACCCAGCCCAGUUCUGAGAGUUCUACUUUGCUGUCUGUGCACACAUAGCAGUGCGCCAGACAUAGCUCAGCAUCCAAGGAAAGAAGGCAUCACUCUGCUAGACAAAGAUCAAAGAAAUUAUAAGGCUAUAGAUAUAUCUGCCGCAUUCAUAUGAAUUUGGUAUUUAAAUUGUUACUUUACAGUGGAACUUCUAUAUAAAGAACUGAAAUCAGCACUUUGGUAAGAAAGUCCGUUAUAAAGAGGUUGUCCGCUUAAUCGAUGUCCGUUAUAUAGAAGUUUCACUGUCUUUUCUUUCUUGCUGUGUUAUGUCUGUUCUUUUUAAGUGCAGGGGCAGCAAAUGGAAGGGGCGCUAGCCUCCCCCUGUUUGAGUGGGUGACGUUCUUUUGCAUGAGAAUUUUAAUAUUUCAAACUAAAAAGUGCAAGUAGGUGCAUUAUGGAACCGCUCCGUCGCUCCUGAAGUGGAGAGCAAGCUAAAAUAAGAAUAGAGGGAUGUUUAUUUCCUUGUUUUGCUGUGUUAUGUCUGUAAUAGUUGGAAAAGCAGAAGAUAAGCUGAAAUAAGCAGAGGGAGAAAUGGAUAUUGCUUGGAAAGUGAUUGUGGCAGUGUUAAUACUGGGCUUUAAGAAACUCAAGCUAUUAAAUUCAACAUUUAAUAGGGUUGCUGGCCAAACUAGAAAAGCAUACCAGGUUAACUGUUAAUUUAAAAGAGUAGCUGCACAUAUCGCAGAAUAUUGAUUCAACGUAGAUUUUAACGAAAGAAAUUUGUAAGUUUAUAAUAAAUAUAUAGCAAACACUUAUAGAUGAUAAAUAUAGAUAAAGCAAAUAUAUUUUCUUACAGAAUAAUUUUGAAAAGAAUAACAUGAAAUGUUUCAACAAAAA
Messenger RNA from Nematostella vectensis (starlet sea anemone), 2202 nucleotides. RefSeq lists its product as uncharacterized. NCBI's taxonomy places the organism in Eukaryota, Metazoa, Cnidaria, Anthozoa, Actiniaria, Edwardsiidae. The transcript has 3 exons. The record is from RefSeq and is a predicted model, not a curated record. The coding region runs from base 118 to 1374 and encodes 418 amino acids.